AUGGAAUUAAAUAAAUUGUAUGAGGUUAAUCCAGAUGAUUUAGAUACCAUUUUUAGGGGCAUUCAAUAAGAGAUCGAACAAAAAGAAAACGAUUUAAACACAAUUAUCCCUUAACUUUAAGAAAAAUACAAAAACUAUAACCUUUAAGAUCAUGAUAAAAAAUUGAUCCGCCGAUUCCAUAUAAGGAUUUCUUAAUUGUUUGAAAAGUGCAAGACUCCAAAUGCUAUUGACUAUAUUUCAAGUAUCAUUGACAUUUUAAAUUGUGAUGGUUAAAAUCUUAAUUUUAUUCUUAAUAAAAUUCAGAAAAGAUCUGAGGAUUUGAUGCAAUCACCAAAGGAAGAUACCAAUUCAACUUAUGUGAAGAAAUCACUACCGAAUUGGCAAUAAAAUAUUUAAGAAAAUUAGAGAGUGUUCCAAUUCUAUGAUUCAGAUUUUUGGAAACUCUACGAUAUUCUGCUAUUAUAAAGAUAGUAUUGUUUAAAUCUCAUCACACUUCAUUAAACUAAGCAACAAAAUUACGAAAGGCUCUAUAGUUAAAGUUUAGAAAGGAAUUAACGAUUUAAUAUGUAAAAUCUCUAACCUACCAUUGAAAUGAAUACUCUAAUAGUCAAGGCCUAAUAUCUAAAUUCUUUAAAGAUGAAUGAACCAAUCUAAACUAUAUACAGCAAUAAAUCUAUUAUUAUGUUUGGUAAGAAAAUUCCAAAGGAAAAGGCUAAAAUGAAUAUUAAGUAUUCAUUCUCAGUAAGUCCUCAGAGAGCAUCAAGUAGAGAUCCUAGACCUUAAGGAUGUGAGAUUAAACGGAUUUUCGAAACAGAAAACCUUCAACUUUAUGAUUAGAAUAUCUCUACAAAAAAUAAUAUGAGCAAGAAGGUUUAUCGGAAUGAUAAUUAUAUUACAAUCAUCGAUACUUAGUUCCAAGAAAAAACUAAACUAAAAUUAUGUUAAGAAAUUUAUUGUCCUUAUAAAAUAAAUAAAAAGUAAACUGUAAUACUUCCGGAAAUCAAAUCACCUUAUUAAUUCGAUUAAAAUGAUUCAAUAACCAAGACUAUUUAACUAUUAGAAAAAAAAAAAUAUUUAACUCCUGAUAAAUAUUCUGCAAAAAAGUCUCCUCUGAGUUAAGAUCUAAAUGGAACUUUGUGCUAAUAAUAAUAAAUCUUACCCUAGUUUAAGAUUAACACUAGAGACUUGUAAACAAUCCGAUCUUUGAUAGGAAAAUGA
Paramecium tetraurelia is the source of this 1218-nucleotide messenger RNA. RefSeq lists its product as uncharacterized. Lineage: Eukaryota; Ciliophora; Oligohymenophorea; Peniculida; Parameciidae. The transcript has 4 exons. The record is from RefSeq and is a predicted model, not a curated record.